AUUAUCGCUACCAAAGUAAAAAAGUAAGAAACCAAAAACGCAUGGUCAACAUUUAAUAAAUAAUGAAUGCGAUUAGAAUUCAACCGGAGGAGCAAGCGAAGAGAAAAUGUCGAAACAAACUUCUCUACGUAAAUAUGGAAAACAAUCCAAGAAACCCAAAGCCGAUCGUUUGUUCGUCGAUCUACCACAGACACCAAUGCGAAAUCAGCCCCAGAAAGUAAUACAAGAGCAGGACGAUGAUAGUUCCGAUAAAAAAGUGCUGGAGGAACUGGUUGGAGGGAUCUCUGCUAUGGCGAUACAAGACCAAAACAUUGCACCACUACAUUCUCUCCGACGCUCUCCUAGACGAAAAGAGCAACAGGCUCUCCUAAAACCAUCACCACCACCCCUUACCCCGGCUCAACUCCGAGGACUCCCGGUAAUAAGCCCACCUAAGCAAGAAAUCCAAGAUCAACUUAAGGAUGGAGAAGUGAAGGAAUUACAAGUGCUUUCCUGGGCCGACAUAUGCCCACUAGGAGAUAAGAUCGUUAAGAUAGCGGAGGCUUCUUAUGCGGAAGUCUAUCGCGUAACGAACGAACGCGGGACCAGCAUCAUCAAAGUUAUCCGGAUGGAAUCACCGAUAAAAGCACAAACAAAACCUCAACAAAAAUCGGGACUCGUUGACGAAGAACCACACUCCGAGUCAGACUUGAUGGGCGAAUUAAAGAUCUCGGAGUGGCUUGCCGAUAUACCAGGCUUCGUCGUCUACAAAGAAAGAUAUAUAGUUCAGGGGAAAGCUUGCAAGGAGUUACUCGAGACACACCAGGCAUUUCACAAGAAGUUAAAACGGCAGGAUCCAGGUAGACUUCAAUUCUACCCAUCGCCAAGCCGAUACUUACCUGGCACCAAGUUCUUGGUGGUUGAGCUAGGUGAUGCAGGGACGGCACUUGAGGAUUUUGAGCUAGAAUCUGCCGACCAGCUAUGGGAUAUAUUCUUUCACGUUGCCAUCGCGCUCGCUCGUGCCGAGGCUCAUAUAGGAUUUGAGCAUCGGGAUCUUCACGAGGGUAAUUUAUGUAUCCGUAGGAUAACAGAACCGAUUCCCACGGCAGACCGAGGACGUUCUAGCUGCUUUGGAUUUUCCGGUCUCGAUGUGACCAUCCUCGACUACGGGCUCUCUCGAGCUCACGCCGACUACGAGGACGAAGAUUCUUUACCUAUUGCCUAUGAUCUAGAAAGAGAUUUAAGCAUUUUCACCAGCGAACACGCACCCCAGUGCGAGGUGUAUAGACGUAUGAGGUCCUUUAUGUUGCGAGGAGACCGAGUGUGCCUACCCCCCAAAAGUCACAAAACACCUUACGAAGAGGGAAUCGAUGGCCCAAUUUGCUGGGCUCAACACGAGCCUUACACGAAUGUCUUAUGGCUUGCGUACAUCUACCAAUGGAUGGUGAAGCAUUUCAAGGGACCCAAGAAAGAGGUCAAUGUUUUCAAGCGCGCCACCAAGGAAUUCUGGACAUACCUCGACCCUGAUGCCGCCGAUGAUGUACCGGGCUUCGGAAGUGCUAGCGAUAUUGUGAGGUUCGCGCUAGAGUCGGGAUGGAUAGAGGAGGACCAGUUGAUGGGUAUGCGGGAUGAAGUCGAGAAAUCGAUAUUAUCGGUUCUAACGACUAAUGACUUGGGAAGGGAGAUAGAUGAGGAAACUUUUGCAGAAGCAUAUCUAAGAAGAUAGCCCAAAAGGCGUUAACGUAAUGCCGUGUAAGCUGUCGGAAAUAGAUAUGUCGAUCAACGGCGUUCGGGUUAAAGGGUUACAGGAUCGAGUUUAUGGACCGGCAUUGGUCUACGGUCGUUAAGGUCAAGGGAAGGAAAGGAUAGGAUAUGGGAUACCAUUUGAUAUAAAUUAUUAAUCAUGCCGAGAUAGCCUAUGUGAUUAUGUCUGAAGCCGAUCUCUAUCUAAUCCAUACUGGUGGAUGUAAGGGCGACUCGCUAUUUCACUUACUGGGGGAGUCACAUACUCCAUCCUGAUAUCUUGUUUUUGGAAGGCCUGAAAUAGCACAAACCAGU
Messenger RNA from Daldinia decipiens, 2037 nucleotides. RefSeq lists its product as uncharacterized. Gene Ontology annotation, molecular function: histone H3T3 kinase activity; ATP binding. The transcript has 2 exons. Gene Ontology annotation, biological process: intracellular signal transduction; mitotic cell cycle; protein phosphorylation. Lineage: Eukaryota; Fungi; Ascomycota; Sordariomycetes; Xylariales; Hypoxylaceae. Gene Ontology annotation, cellular component: nucleus; cytoplasm. Bases 107 to 1705 code for a protein of 532 amino acids. The record is from RefSeq and is a predicted model, not a curated record.